AUGGAUAUUCCGGACCCAGGUGAGGGCGAUGUCAACAUUGGAACUAGCACAUUUCGGGCUUGCUGGGUCCUCACAGCCAUUGUCGGCCUGGCAUUGUUGUUCCGCUAUGCCAUCAAGAUCUGGGUCCGCUGGGCUUUGCCUGAAGUCACUGCACCCGGCCGAAUCUGGGGCACAGAGGACUUGUUCUUCCUUGUGGCGUGGGGUUUUGAUAUUACCCAUAUGGUAUUUAUUCAAAUGAGUGCCAAUUGGGGCCUUGGGAGGCAUUUCUUUUACCUGACUGCUGAAGAGCGUCUCAAUUCUAUGAAAUGGGACUUUCUUUCACAGCCACUGGCUGUCGCCUCGGCGAUGGUCUCACGCGCCGGCAUGAUGUGGUUUCUUUUAACCUGCUUUGCGGCGAGCGACAAGAAAAUUCGCCUGUCUAUUAUUAUCUGUGCUGUUGUGCAGGUUGUAGUCAAUAUGGUUACAAUCGUCCAGAUUAUUGUUCAGUGUGGACCGAACCCGUAUCAGACGACAAAUCGAGUGCAAUACUUCCACUAUAUGUGGACACCACUCCCUGAAGAUGGCUCCGUCAAGUGCCAGUCACCGACUGUCCAGACGACGGUUGGGUUUGUGCAAGGAGGAUUCAACACCGUCAUCGAUUUCUUCCUUGCCGUGCUAGCUGCUGUCGAGUUGUGGCAGUUCUUCUUGCGGACCCUCCACCGUAAUCCAGAAACCUCAUUCUGGUCCCAAUUCCGCAAAAUUAGUGCCACCGUCCGAUCCCGCCGGAUCUGGCAGACCAUCACUCUCAGUGGACCACUUAUCCUCUCCGGCUGUGCUUCUAUUGUAAAGACCUAUAAACUCAAGUCCCUCGGUGACAGGCAUGACUUCACCUAUAACAUCGUGACCUUCGUUCUCUGGGUAAAAAUUGAGAACUACAGCAUCCUUCUCGCCUCCUGCGCCCCGGUAGCCCGCCUCUUCCUCCGCUCCUUCGUCGAUCACAGACGCGAAGGUCGUACCCACGGCUACUGGUCUCGCUCCCGGUCAACGGACCAUAAAGAGCCUGAAACCGAGCUAAAACGCCGUGCCAAUGCGAAGGAGCAGUGGCUGGAUUCGGCUACGAUGACUAACAUGACCAUUACUUGUGUUCACGAUGAGGAAAAUCCGCCGAGUGGGUGGAGUAAACAUGGGCAUGAGCGCUCGAUAAGUCAAGUUUCGAAGGCGGAGAUGCCGGAGCAUGUUGGCGAUGGACGCGUUACUGUUAAAACGGAUAUUGUUGUCCAGGUUGAUGAUGGGAGGUCGAUUUCUUCGGGUGGGACGAGGUUGUUACCUGAUGGGGGUGAGUCUCAUUCUGUAGGGUUUCAUUGA
Molecule: messenger RNA, 1344 nt
Organism: Penicillium mononematosum
Lineage: Eukaryota; Fungi; Ascomycota; Eurotiomycetes; Eurotiales; Aspergillaceae
Exons: 8
Coding region: 1-1344 (447 amino acids)
Source: RefSeq, a predicted model, not a curated record